GGUUUGGGGGUGAAAAUCAGGAGAAGUAACGCUCUUGUUCCAACUUUUAAGGCCGCGUCUGAUGAGAAAUGGAAAUCUGGCUCCAAGUCAUCCUUCCUGUUGUUGACAUCACCUGAAAACUCCGCUGGAAAUAUUUCCACUAGUUUGCUGCAAACAUCGCUUCCCCCCGAGGUCUCAGCACCUUGAGCAGCGUACAGAGACUUGCUGUUGUUGCCAACACUGGAAAGACUGAAGCUGGCAUCCCCAUAGUCCUUCUCCAGAGGUUGCCUUGCAAGACACAGCUAUAAAAUGUUCAUCAGAAAAAAUUGAACCGUAGAUCCUUAAGAGUGUUGAAGGAGUGGGGAGUAACAAAGCUGUGGAACUUCAAUGAAGAAGGUCAAAUAAAUCCCCCAGAUCAUGUUAUAUGGAAAGUGGUCCAAUGGAUGGCAUAGCGAUAGCAUCACUGUCCAGGGAGCUGGAAUCCUUCCUCGCCUGCCUGCAUGCUGCUUGAACUGAUCCCAAGCCUUUGUUUUUGGACUGAAGAAACGUGAAAACCUUUCUCUCCUAAUUCAUGAGCCAGCAGGAUGUGGUCGCCGUGCUUUCAGAACGCCUGCUUGUAGCCGCCUACAAAGGCCAAGUGGAGAAUGUGGUGCAGCUUAUCAACAGGGGUGCCAAGGUAGCAGUUACCAAGCAUGGCCGGACCCCCCUGCAUCUUGCUGCCUACAAGGGUCAUCUCCACGUUGUCCAGGUUUUGUUGAAGGCAGGUUGUGAUCUGGAUAUUCAGGAUGAUGGUGACCAGACAGCACUGCACCGGGCUGCUGUUGUAGGGAACACUGAUAUAAUAGCAACUCUCAUUCAAGAGGGCUGUGCUUUGGACAGACAAGACAAGGAUGGGAACACUGCUCUUCAUGAGGCUUGUUGGCAUGGAUUCAGUCAGUCUGCCAAAGUGCUUGUUAAAGCAGGAGCCAACGUUCUUGCCAAGAACAAGGCAGGUAACACACCUCUUCACCUGGCUUGCCAGAAUAGCCAUUCCCAGAGUACUCGUGUUUUGUUACUUGGAGGAUCUCGAGCAGACCUCAAAAAUAAUGCAGGAGAUACCUGUCUGCAUGUGGCUGCUCGUUAUAAUCACUUGCCCAUCAUUAGGGUGCUGCUCAGUGCUUUCUGUUCUGUCCAUGAAAAGAACCAGGCAGGGGAUACUGCACUCCAUGUAGCUGCUGCUCUAAAUCACAAGAAGGUGGUGAAGCUCUUGCUGGAGGCAGGGGCUGAUGCAUCCGUUGUCAACAAUGCAGGCCAGACCCCUCUAGAGGUUGCCAGACAGCACAAUAACCCCGAGGUAGCGCUCCUGCUCACUAAAGCGUCACAGGUCUCGCGUUUUAACCGUGGGAGAAGCCUGAGGAAGAAGAGAGAGAGACUGAAGGAGGAAAGGAGGGCCCAGUCGGUGCCACGGGAUGAAGUGGUGCAGAGCAAGCAGGGCAGUGUCUCAGCUGCUGAUGACACACCAAGCAGCGACCAGCCCCCAGAAAGGAAGAACAAUCUGAAGGAUAAACCCCGGUCAGCCUCACCAGAUCCCAAAGGGAAGAAGAGCAAAAAGAAAAAGCCAAAGGAAAAGGUUUCAGCACUCUCAGACCCCAUCUCCCCAGCUGACCAGCAGGCAGUCCCUCAGCCCCAGAAGAACGCGCCCAAGCGCAGGAGCAAACACCACUGCCCCUCUCCACCCCCUCCCCACGAGGUGCGAGCCUACCAGCUCUACACGCUGUACCGAGGCAAGGACGGCAAGGUGAUGCAGGCACCCAUAAAUGGAUGUCGUUGUGAGCCCCUGAUAAAUAAACUGGAAAAUCAGCUGGAUGCAACAGUGGAAGAGAUAAAAGCUGAGCUUGGGACAGUACAAGAUAAAAUGAAUAUUAAGCUGGGCCAGAUGGAAAGCAAAACUCAACAUCAACUCCGAGUUCUGGACAAGCUGAUGGCCGAGCGGCUGUCGGCAGAGAGGACAGAGUGCCUGCACCGCCUGCAGCAGCACACGGAACUGGAGAAGAGUGAGGGGGAGAAGCGGCAGAUUUCCUUGGUUGAUGAGCUGAAGACCUGGUGCUUGUUGAAGAUUCAGAAUCUGGAGCUCAAGCUUUCUGGAGAUUCCAGGUCAUCAAGACCAAAAUCAACUUUGUCCACUUGUGAGUCUCUCACUGAGACCCUGGAUACUGACAACAACCCCAACAGUGCCAAGGACUGUAAAGCCAACCAGCCUGUGCUGCAGUCAGAGGGCUCCCACCAGCAUUCCUACAUCACACUUCCAAACAGCCUCUUGGAAGAUGGGGGAAGGAGCAGAGUCCAGAUGCCAGAACAAAGCUUUGGGCAACACUUUUGCAUUAAACAAGAUGGAGCAUUGGGUACAACCACGUCAGGUACAGAGCAACAGGUGGCUGGUGGACCAGUUUCUUCUUCUGCCCCUGCUCAAGAUGUCAGGCCAAAGGACAAAGCUGUGAGUGCCAGCACGUUCCACAGGUUCCAGCAGGAGCUGCCCUCCUCCGAGCUUUCGGGCUCCAAAUUAAGACACGUUAAAGUUCAAGCUGCCUUGCAGCCAGUGACUGAACCUGCAAAGACUGAACCACAGAGCGGCUACUUCCUUGACAAAGGAACUCAGACAAAGAAGUCCAGCAAAAGCGGGCAGUCGAGGCACAAAGCUGUGCACCACGGCGGGACACAGCAGGGCCAGGAGCAGCAGCCCUCGGGCCCGCCUGCCCCUCCGCUCAGAGACACCUCCCAGGCCCUGGAGAUAACCCAGUACUUCUUCGAGGCCGUCUCCACACAGAUGGAGAAGUGGUACGAGCGGAAGAUAGAAGAGGCCCGGUGCCAAGCCAACCAGAGAGCGCAGCAGGACAAAGCUGCGCUCAAGGAGCACAUCAAAUGCUUGGAAGAGGAGCUGAGCAAAUUAAGGACUAAGGUGCAGAAAGAGAGCUAGCACCUGCCAGGCAGCUAAUCAAACAACAGGACUCAUUUUGGAACCUGCUGUAUGGGAACUGGGCAUAUUGAUAGAUAUUUGUAGUGCCUGUUAACAUCCAAACACAACACUCUAUUUCAGGAGUAGAAAUAACUUUGGAAACUCCAGAACUGAGGAGAGUUCAUAUGCAAACUAUAUUGAUAACAAAGAGAUGCUGCAGAUUAGAUCCUUUCUUUGUUAUUUUCAAGAGUCUGUCAAUAUUGCACUCUGAGUUUCCAGAUGCUGCUUGAAACCAAACUGCAUUAGUAACCAAAACUGCUUUCUGAAAAAGGAAUUCCCUUACUUCCACACAGGACACAGACUAGAGGGUUCUGCUGUAUGCUACAUGUAAACACGUUGUGUUACCAGUGCUGAAAGAAAUCCAAGAUGUUUGAAAGUUUUUGACAGAAUUACUUAGUGAUGAAGGGCUAUUGAUCCUAUUUUAGAUACUCCCAGGGCCUCUCUCUAGUCAGGAGAGAAGCCAAAGAACCCACUCCAGGUACAAGCCCAGGUAGCUGACAGAUGCAGGCUUCCAGCUGGGAGAGGGCAGGCAACCGUGGAGGGAGAUGAUAGGGCAAAUCAUCCCAAUAGGUACAGAAACUUCAGCAGAAGCUUCACUUUGCUUUUUCUCUUGGUUUUCCAUUAUUAAAACAAGUACUAAAUCUGAUUUGUCUUUUUUUUUUUAUGGUGUCCUGCUUGCAGAGCUCCUUGUGAUUACACUAUUGUUGAGGCUCUACUCCAGUAAUCUAAGAAUUUUGUUUAGGGCAUGGAUGACAAAUAUUUUACUGUAACCAUGGUCUGCUUUUUAGGUUGAAUGUUUUAUAUAAAUCUUUUUUCCUUCAAGCAGGAAAUGGCUAAAUUGUCUACUACUGAAGAAGCUUGAAAAAGUCCUUUAUCUAAGGAAGUGAAAGCUUGGCUUCCUGAAUUCAAAUUUUAUUUUUCUGCAGUCAGGAUUUUUUCUCAGGCACCUUGCCCAGACUGUCUACCUUUUUUCCUCUGAAUGAUUCCUCCUGGUUUUUUCCCUUCUGUCUCUAAAAAGGAGACCAGGCCCUGAUGAGUCUACAGGUUUUAGGACAAACAGUCCCACAAAACAGCACUCAACAUUUAAAGUUUUAUAAUUGUGUUUUGUUAUCAAAUCAGAACUUUCAUUGACCAAUGUUGUCCAUGCUGACAGACUCCAGAUAACUUCAAGGCACUGUAACUACUGCAUCUGCAUCCCUUUAGGGUUUCCUCCUUACACAUCUGAGAAGGCUCCAUCAGAUCCUGCUAGAAAUAUAAGUUUAUUUACCAGAUCAUGAUAGAACAACUGUUCAAAAACAGUUCUAACACAGGAUGGUACUGUUAUGCCAAGGAGAAAAAGAUUUUCUGUUCUAAGGAGCUCCAAAAUCAAUACAAAAUACUUUACAGUGUUGAAGAAGGCCAUUCACUAAUUAGCAAUUAAGCCUUUGUCUUCUUAGCGGAUGUAUAAAGCAAAAAAAGUCCUAUUAUAUAACAAUAUUUUUAAAGUUCCUAUUAAUGCACUAUCAUGACAGGAGAAGUGUAUCUGCAGCUAUGGAAAUACUAGAUUUCUUGCUCUGACUUCUGUAGUCUAACAUAGACACUUUGGUAUGUUUACAGUUUUGUUUGAGCUACAGUAGGAAUGCAGAAGCAUGCUAUUGAAGUUUUGUAUCACCUGGAUGAAGUUCAUGUCUUGCCAAGCAAUUAAAGUAAGUGUUGCUCAGAAAUGUGUGGUGUAACAUUUUCUAGCCACAGAAAACUGACAGUCCUCACUUGACUCUGAACAGGGAGCAGAAGAUUGGACUUCCAACUUGUAAGCUUUUUGUUUGUGGAACCAACACAGACAUGGAAUCUGCCAUCUGUGCAGAGGGAGGCUGCAGUGGCUGGUGCAGGUGCCCCUUUCACAGGGCUGAGUUGUGCACAGAUCACACACACUCCUGAGCUUGCCCAAGCUCAAAGGGAGAGGCUGUGCCUUUAGCUCUACUUCCCAUACAGACUACACUGGACCACACUCAUAGGUCCAAGUAAUUUAAGUAAACCCAAGUAAUUACCAAGUAAUCUAAGACAGUAACCAGGCUGCAGGUUACUGAUUUUAGAGGUUCUCUGAGGCCAAUGAGUGUAUGAUAAAAGAAAGAGAAGCAUUUUCUGCUAAUUCCUUUCUAUACCCUUCCCUUCAAAACUGUGAAAGACUUUAUAAAACAGGUGUGACCUACCUACAUGUCUCUUCAGGUAAAUUUACUUACCCUCACAAGCUGUACUUGGACUCUUUAAGGCUUCUGGCUGGCAGUUUUAUACCUGGCAAGCCCACAGAGCAGUGGAGAUGAAAGGCAGCAGCAGUUAAGAGGUCAGUGUCUGUCCAGGGCCCUGUCUGUCAGUCCUAGCUCUGGAUUACAUGCCCACAACCUGGAAAUGUACAAACUGAGAGUCCAAAGGGUAAUGCAGGCUCCAGGCUCUGAAAGGGAAGCACCAUGGUGAGGCAGAAGGGUACAGCCUCCUGAUUAGGGAACAGAAAUCCAAGCACUGGCUGAAGGGGAAUGGAAGGCUACUGUGAUAACUGCCAACAUUGGUUGUGGCUGAUUGGUCAAAAUACCUUUGUGAGCAGAACUUUCUCUUAAGGUGAAAAAUAAAACCCCAAUACAAAAAUGUUCUCAGUCUGUUCUACCAGAAAAUGUUAAUAAAAUGUAAAUUUUAAAUGAAGCAUUUUUAGGUAUGUAUUUUUCACUGACUGAAGCUCAGAGGCUUCAGUCUAUACAGAUCUGAACCACAGCUCCUGCUCUCAACUGGGGUCAUUCCUCCUGUGGCCUGGAAUUCUGUCCUGUCCCUUCCCUGAUGCCAGUGGUGAUCCCUAUUUACCAGGUUUGCUGCCAGUUUGUGCAGCUCAGGAAUUCUGCAGAAAACCACCUUUGAAACAGGGGUUCUCCUCAAGGGAACUACAAUAACAGAGUGGAAGAGGGAAGAGAUCCUGCAUGUCUUGGAAUCACAACCUAAAAUGGUAAGGUAUCAAUCUGCUGCUGCCUGUCUAGUCAUGUGGAGAAAAUCCCCUGCUCAUCCAGGCCUUUUUAAAUUAAAUG
Messenger RNA from Zonotrichia albicollis (white-throated sparrow), 6018 nucleotides. NCBI's taxonomy places the organism in Eukaryota, Metazoa, Chordata, Aves, Passeriformes, Passerellidae. The record is from RefSeq and is a predicted model, not a curated record.